AUGUCGGAAGAACAGGCGAGUGCCUACAAAUUCAAGGAGGGAGCAAACGGAAGAACGAUUGUGAUUGAAUUAAACAGUCCUGAAGGAUUGAUUCAAGAGGAUAUUGAUGUGGCAUUGGAGAAGAAAAAGAUUGUAGUGGUGAUUCGAAAACCAGAAGAGCCCGAACAAAUCUUACUAGAGGGAGAGCUAUUACAUGAAGUGGAUCCAUCGUCAUUGGAUUGGAAUUUGGCCUCUGACAUCAUUACCAUUGAGGUCAAGAAAGCCAAUCCGGAGACAAAAUGGACAUCUUUAUUUGUGAUCGUUAUUGAAAUUCCUCACAUUUUCAAACUAGCAGAGGAAAAUAAGGUCAAUGAAAUUAUUAAAAUUCUCAAAGAAACCAAAAAACGAGAAGACGGAGAAGACGGGGAUACAGGAGAUGGAGAUGACAAACCUCUGACAAGUCAGGAACUUCUCUCAAUGAAGCAUCCUAUUCACCGUUACUCAUUAAUGGGAUGGGCCACGAUGAAUAGAAAAUAUCCAAUCAUAGAAUAUUUAUUGAGGGCAUACGGUCCCAAACGUGUAGCAAAUCUACCAAACGAGCAAGAUUUAGAAAUUCUAAAGGAAUGGCAAAAAGAGAAACGAAGACUUGCUGCUCUCGAAAAAAAGAAGAAUGAGCCAAAAACAAAUUCCGAUGAAGAGGAAGAAAUCUUGGAAGAAAAGGACUUUGCUUCAACUCUACUUGAAAAGUUCGAAAAAUACAACAUUGAAACUAUCAAACAAAUCGGGGAGUUUGGAAUUUAUGAGGGUGACACGAGCGACUUUGAAAUUCCAGUAGAACUACCACCAAUAACAGAAGAGCCACCACAGACGGAUAUUUCAGAAUCAAAAGAGAACCCAUUAAACGAGAACCCAGCACAAGAAAAGGAAUUGGACAAUAAGGAAAAACUGGACGAAGAAGGUCAAGAUGACCAGCAAGAAACCACUGAGGAGCAGCCAGAAGAAGGAGAAGAAAAUGAUCGAGAAGAGGAAGAAGAGCAACAAAAAAGAGGAGACACAAAAGGAGCCUUCAAAACAGCAAACAACACCAAAGGUUGUUGA
Naegleria fowleri is the source of this 1077-nucleotide messenger RNA. RefSeq lists its product as uncharacterized. Bases 1 to 1077 code for a protein of 358 amino acids. The transcript is spliced from 2 exons. NCBI's taxonomy places the organism in Eukaryota, Heterolobosea, Eutetramitea, Acrasida, Naegleriidae. The record is from RefSeq and is a predicted model, not a curated record.